AUGAUAUAUAGUUCUGGUGUAUUGGAGGUCGAGGCGUGGGUGGAGACUUUGGCGGAGUCGAAACGAUUCGCCGAGCACCGAGAGGCACCGAAGACGGACGUGGAAACAGGCAAGGCAGGCGGUCUGAUCGAGUCAUACCUAGAAUGCGAAGAGGGCAAGUCCUUCCGCGUCGAGUCCCGCUGUAAUCGUGCACCCAUAUCACGUCCAGACUUCCAAGUGAAACUACUGGUCGACGGGCGGAAGAUACCUGGCAGAGCUUGGAGGGCGAAGGACCAGGAGUCAGACAUCGGGAGGAUGUACGUCGACGACGGGGCAGGCGGAGGCGCCAAGAUUGCCGACCUGGUCUUUGCACCGCUAUCCAAGACCGAUGACGAGGACAAAGUUCAGGUCAGGGGCCCAGCAAUCGAUUGCCUCGGAAAGAUCGAGAUUGUCAUCCAGCAAGGCAGCUUCCGACCCAGCAAACCUCACGCAACGCCUACGAACACAUCCUCAGUGGGAUUUGUAAAUGAGAAGCUGCUGAAGCUAGGAUCAACUGUACAAGCUGCAAAUCUACGACCAGCUCACAAACGGCAUGCCCUGGACUUCACUCCGACCUUGCGCGAUCCUACUCUAUGCCGAUUCGUAUGGAAGUACCAUACUAGAGCGAAACUCGACAUCAUGGGUAUCACCGAGUCCGACAAUGUGCCUGCAGCGAUCGCGCCGGCUGCAUCAGCGCCUGUUCCCUCGCGCGUACUCGCACCACUCGCCAAUGGGACCGUCAAACGAGAGCUCUCCGACGACAAUCAAGAUGAUAUCGAAGUAAUCAAGCGGGUCAAGAAGGAGAAGACAGGCUUGGGGUCCGAGAUCAAACCUAUUGUGGUGUCCGAGUCCUGGAUUGAGCGCCUCGACGGCUCGCACCGUUUCCAUGAACACCAAGAGGUCUAUGGCCGGGAUGAGAAGAGCGGAAAGGCCGGCGCUCUCGGCCAUUGCCAUCUGGAGUGCGAAGAAGGAGCGAGCUUCCGAGUCAGAUUCAGGGUCUACCAGCGCUCUAGGAUCCCACGACAGUACGACAAUGACGCUCUACAGCUCGAUCUGGCUGUGGAUGGCAGACAGGUCGACGGCUUGACUGUGGGACCGCAAGAUCGGGCGCAUUGGGGCAACAACAUUCGAAUACAAUCCAUGUUCGUCCCGGGGGACGACGGAGAGAUACAGGAGGCCGACAUGACCUUUGCUCCUAUGCCCAAGACCGACGACAAGGAUCGUGUACAAAUUCAUGGUGCAGCACUCAAUGCGCUCAGCAAGAUUGAGGUGACGAUUACGCGGGGUACGUUGAUCUGGUCAGAUGAGGACGAGGAUGAAGAGGAUGAGGACGAGGAAGAUGAUCGCCAUUUCCUAUCGACUCAAGGCCGACUGGGGCCGUGCCUCGAAGACGAAUUGAAACUUGGUUCGGUCGUAGAAGCAACCAAUCUGAGACCAUACGUGGACGCCCUGUCAGCGACGUUCUAUGCGGACCAAGAACAUGCAGAUGUUUGCCGCUUCGUCUUCAAGUAUCAUACACGAGCAGAAUUGGGCUUACUCGGCAUCAUCGGUGAUGCACCGCGACCCGCUAGAUCCAUGCGCCCCAGGAAGGUCGUACGAAAGACUCCCAUGACCGAGCCGAAAUACGAGGAUGAGGACGAGGACGAGGACGAGGAUGAGGACUGCAAGCCAGGACCGAGCAAGAGGGCACAGGGAGAAGCAAAGCGGGAGGCAGCUCGAUGA
Molecule: messenger RNA, 1740 nt
Organism: Dioszegia hungarica
Lineage: Eukaryota; Fungi; Basidiomycota; Tremellomycetes; Tremellales; Bulleribasidiaceae
Exons: 17
Coding region: 1-1740 (579 amino acids)
Source: RefSeq, a predicted model, not a curated record